This is a messenger RNA of Cucurbitaria berberidis CBS 394.84, 1557 nucleotides long. Its product is annotated as cytochrome P450. The record is from RefSeq and is a predicted model, not a curated record. Gene Ontology annotation, molecular function: oxidoreductase activity, acting on paired donors, with incorporation or reduction of molecular oxygen; iron ion binding; heme binding. Lineage: Eukaryota; Fungi; Ascomycota; Dothideomycetes; Pleosporales; Cucurbitariaceae. The transcript has 4 exons. Bases 1 to 1557 code for a protein of 518 amino acids.
AUGGCCCCGUUGAAUUCGGACAACUCACCUUUUGCUAGCCUGGGGUUCAGUGCGACCGUAGCAGUGGUGUUUGGGAUCGUUUCAUUCGCAUACUUCUUUGCAAUUGCGAUAUAUCGAUUAUACUUUCAUCCUUUGGCGAAAUAUCCAGGUCCAAUCUUUGCACGCAUCAGUCCGAUACCGGCAGUUUGGGCUCUACUCCAAGGCCGCCUUCCGUUCUGGCAGAAAGCAUGUCACGAUAAGUACGGCCCAAUGGUGCGCAUAGCGCCCAAUGAGAUGAGCUUUGAUGAAGAAGCAGCGUGGAAAGACAUCUAUGGUUCGAGGCCGGGCCACAAGAACUUCCACAAAGAUCCUAUCCAUGUUGGAUCAAUAGCUGCAGUCCACGGAGUAUCGACCAUCACCAUGGCGAACGAUGUCGAUCACGCUCGCCAACGAAGAGCGCUUUCGCAUGCUUUUUCUACGAAAGCGCUACUGGAGCAGGAGUACAUCGUCCUGAACUAUGUCAACCACUUCUCGGAAAAGAUGAAGAGCUUUGCGGGAGGCGAUGGGAUUGUCGACGUAGCAGACUGGUUUGCAUAUACGACAUUUGACGUGAUUGGCGACAUGGCAUUAGGGGAGCCCUUCGGAUGCCUGCAAAGCGAUGACUUCCGCUUCUGGGUCCCCUUGAUUAGUGAAUCCAUCAAAGCUGGCGCUCUAGAGCAAGCAACACGGAGAAUGGCCACUACAGGUGCUCCCCUUCAACAGUUUCUCCAAUGGUGCAUCCCAGGCAACAUCGCCCAAACACGCCUUAAUCAUCUCAACUACAGCCGCGAAAAGAUCCUCAAACGCAUGGAGCAGAAAAACAGCGAACAUCGCGAUUUCCUGUACUACGUUAUGAAGCAACAAGAUAAAGGCGAUCUCAACAAGAACGAAGUAAUCGUCAACGGGGCCCUCUUCAUCAUCGCCGGUACAGAGACAACAGCAGGCUUUCUUACCGGCCUGUUCAACCUACUUACUCGCCCAGAGAACAAAGACAUUCUGGAUAGGCUGACCAAGGAGAUACGCGAUAACUUCAAGUCUGACGCAAGCCUCAACUUCCAAGACCUGGCCGCGCUUCCCUACUUUUCUGCAGUCAUCGAUGAAGGCCUCCGCAUGUUCCCCUCGGCACCCAUAGGCUUUACUCGCACUGUCCCCCAAGGUGGCGACACGGUGGUUGGUGAAUAUCUACCCGGUGGCACUACAGUCAGUGUGUGCAUGUGGGCGGCGACCAAAUCUGAGCGUAAUUUUGCCGACCCCUACGUUUUCCGCCCAGAACGCUGGCUCGAUCGCGAAAACGCGACAGAUAAGCUUGGAGCGAGUAAUGCGUUUAGUUUAGGUCCGAGAGGCUGUAUCGGCAAACAUCUUAGUUAUAUGGAGAUGCGGCUCAUCAUCGGGAAGCUGUUAUGGCAUCAUGAUGUCAGUAUGCUUGAGUGUGAAGAUAACAAGGUGUGGGAUCCGAAACGAGAUUAUGAGAACAUGAAGGUGUAUACGAAUUGGAUUAAGCCUGGAUUGAAGUUGAAGUUGACACCGAGAAAGGACUAA